Messenger RNA from Ctenocephalides felis (cat flea), 2524 nucleotides. RefSeq names its product tyrosine-protein kinase Src42A-like. Gene Ontology annotation, molecular function: signaling receptor binding; ATP binding; non-membrane spanning protein tyrosine kinase activity. Lineage: Eukaryota; Metazoa; Arthropoda; Insecta; Siphonaptera; Pulicidae. Gene Ontology annotation, biological process: protein phosphorylation; cell differentiation; cell surface receptor protein tyrosine kinase signaling pathway. Gene Ontology annotation, cellular component: extrinsic component of cytoplasmic side of plasma membrane. The transcript is spliced from 8 exons. The coding region runs from base 128 to 2224 and encodes 698 amino acids. The record is from RefSeq and is a predicted model, not a curated record.
UGAGUGCGAUAUAACGCUUUUAUUUAUUAAUUAAGCUAUUCUUGGUACAGAAACUUUUCUUAUUGUGUACAAUACGCAUAUCGGGAAUAUUAAUUUGAUCCGCCUGUUUUUUGCCAUACAUGUGACGAUGCUUUCAACCGUAAAUGCUAAUCCGAAUUUGCCGGUAGUGUAUUGCUAUCAAGACAAUCGUCUAAUUCCCCAUCAAUUAUCGGCGAUCAAAUUCGAAGGAGAGAUCACAGAGGAUCGUAUGCAAGCAGUUUCAAAUUUUCUUAAGAUAAUUGGAGAUAAACUGUUGGUACUAGAUGGAGACCGCACCGCACUAGAUGGUGCUGAAUUGGGUGAUCAUCGUCAUCAACAAAUAGUAGAUUUUAACACGCUAACCAAAAUGGUAGACGGAGAAGAAGCUGGAGAUGAUCAAACUUCAGCAAAUAAGCGGCAGCGCAGGCGCUCCGUAUUAUAUCCACCUCAAGGAGCGAGGCCAUUCCGAGAUGAGAACGGCGAAGUCGCUUUACUCGAAAAAGAACCGCCGAUGCCGCGAAGAAAAGUUAGUUUUCCUAGUGGUGGUGAAGUGCCGAACUUUGGUAGAAGACACACAAUUGCGGAAGUCAGAGCUGGACUUCUGAAAUCCACCGAGGGUGAUGUAGUUUCCCAUAUUCCUCAUAGACCUACGAGACAUGAACGAAUCAGAAGAAAAAUUUCAGAUAUAUUUGUUCGUGCCGGCAGGCGACAUAGUAAAGCUGUGAUUGAUGAAGCUAUAUACGAUGUAAAGAAGAACGAGGAGGAACUAGCAUCAAGGAGAAAUUCUUGCAUAAGAUUAACCGAACCUUCUAUUUUAUAUGAUAUUGUCAAGAGAGGAAUAUCCAGUAGUCCUCGCCCUGAGUUGACAGAAUCAGCAAGUAACCUUAGGAGGUUUUCCGAAGGCAGCGCGAUCCCAGGUUCUGCUAGAAGACGGUUAUUGGCUAUCGAAAAUGUAAAGAGAAGGGCUAGCUUUGAAUUAGAGAAACUUUUAAACAAGGAAACCAAGGAUGUUAGAAGGAAGUUGACGGAUCCUGAAUCACAAAAUCCAUGGUAUUUCCGAAAGAUAAAGCGUAUAGAAGCCGAGAAAAAACUUUUAUUGGCGGAAAAUGAACACGGCGCUUUCCUGAUUCGUGAUUCAGAAAGCAGACACAACGAUUAUUCUUUAUCAGUACGGGAUGGUGAUACCGUCAAACAUUACCGCAUAAGGCAAUUGGAUGAAGGAGGUUUUUUCAUUGCUCGUCGAACAACAUUCAGGACAUUGCAAGAACUAGUCGAGCACUAUAGCAAAGAUCCCGACGGAUUAUGUGUCAAUUUAUGCAAACCAUGUGUUCAGAUCGAAAAACCAGUGACGGAGGGUCUUUCUCAUCGUACACGAGAUCAGUGGGAAAUAGACAGGACGUCUCUGAAAUUUGUACGCAAGCUUGGUCAUGGCCAAUUUGGCGAAGUUUGGGAAGGUUUAUGGAACAACACAACUCCAGUAGCGAUAAAAACUUUAAAACCAGGCACAAUGGACCCCAAAGACUUUUUGGCUGAAGCUCAAAUCAUGAAAAAACUGCGACAUUUAAAACUUAUUCAAUUAUUCGCUGUUUGCACAAUGGAAGAACCGAUCUAUAUCAUAACAGAGUUAAUGAAGAACGGAUCAUUGCUAGAAUAUUUACAAGGUAAAGGUCGAGGAUUAAAACUGGCACAAUUGAUAGAGAUGUCAGCUCAAAUUGCGACCGGUAUGGCGUAUUUAGAAUCUCAGAAUUAUAUUCAUCGAGAUUUGGCAGCCAGAAACGUUCUUGUUGCUGAAUCUAAUGUAGUUAAAAUUGCUGAUUUCGGUCUUGCCAGGCUAAUAAAGGAGGAUGAGUAUGAAGCUCGUGUCGGUGCAAGAUUUCCAAUUAAAUGGACUGCGCCAGAAGCCGCAAACUAUAGCAAAUUUUCUAUUAAGUCUGAUGUCUGGUCAUUUGGUAUAUUACUUACGGAGCUGGUUACAUAUGGCAGGAUUCCAUAUCCAGGUAUGACAAACGCAGAAGUAUUACAUCAAGUAGAGCAUGGCUAUCGUAUGCCGUGCCCACAGAACUGUCCUUCAGCCUUGUAUGAUAUUAUGCUGGAGUGCUGGCAUAAGGAUCCUAUGAAGCGACCAACAUUUGAAACAUUGCAAUGGAAACUCGAAGAUUUCUUCACCAUGGAAGGCAGUGAGUAUAAAGAGGCGUCGGCUUACUGAGACCGCGCCAUCCGUCCACCGCCCGGCGAGUCCAUAUACCAGACCAGCAGUUCUAUGUUUCAAUACAACACCAUGAGACAGAAACAACAACUGUCGCAGCAGCAAAUGCGCCGUGCCCACCAGCGGCCCCAAUUCCCGGCCGUUGUGUACGGUCAGAGCGUGCAGGCUCAACAGCGCGUGCUGAUGACGGCCAACGGACUGCAUUUCGCCACUCUGCAACCAUAUGGCUGCGGAUCGCUGAGGCAUGUCAGCUCCAAGAGAAAUUGAUUCACUAACUAACAAUUACAAGAUCAAUAAUAA